GCGCUCUCCGCCUUUUUCUCUCUAGACCGAAUCUCUCCUCCCCCCGCGCCCCCUCCCGCAUCUCCCACUCGCUGGCGCUCUCUCCAGCUGCCUCAUCUCCAGGUCUCUCCUGGCUGCGCGCGCUCCUCUCCCCGCCUCGCCCCUCCCGCAGCCUCGCCGCCUUGGUGCCUUCCUGCCCGGCUCGGCCGGCGCUCGUCCCCGGCCCGGCCCCGCCAGCCGGGUCUCCGCGCUCGGAGCCGCUCAGCCCUGCAGUGGCUCGGGACCCGAUGCUAUGAGAGGGAAGCGAGCCGGGCGCCCAGACCUGCAGGAGGCGUCGGACGCGCGGCGGGUCUCGGCAUCGGGCUCCCUCUCCGGCUCGCCUCGCCCUCUGGUGAUUACUGGGCUCUGCUCAUAGCCCUGCCGUGCCUCGGAGGAGACGGGCGCAUCCGAGCAGAGCCAUCGCGUCGUGUGCGUGUGGAGUAUCUGCAGACAUGACUGCGCGGAGGAGAUUCGAGUCGCUGCUCCUGCUCCUGGUGCUGCUGGUUCUGUGCGCGGGGCUCCUCGCCGCAGCCACGGGUCAAAACUGUGGAGGCUUAGUCCAGGGUCCCAACGGCACCAUUGAGAGCCCAGGUUUUCCUCAUGGUUAUCCGAACUACGCUAACUGCACCUGGAUCAUUAUAACGGGGGAACGCAAUAGGAUACAAUUGUCAUUUCAUACCUUUGCUCUUGAAGAAGAUUUUGAUAUUUUAUCAGUGUACGAUGGACAGCCCCAACAAGGGAAUCUAAAAGUGAGAUUAUCGGGAUUUCAGCUACCGUCCUCGAUAGUGAGCACAGGAUCUAUCCUCACGCUGUGGUUCACGACAGACUUUGCUGUGAGCGCCCAAGGCUUUAAAGCACUGUAUGAAGUCUUACCUAGCCACACAUGUGGAAACCCUGGAGAAAUAUUAAAAGGAGUACUGCACGGAACGAGAUUCAACAUAGGAGACAAAAUCCGAUACAGCUGUCUCUCCGGCUACAUCCUGGAAGGUCACGCGAUCCUGACCUGCAUCGUCAGCCCCGGGAAUGGCGCGUCGUGGGACUUCCCAGCCCCUUUUUGCAGAGCUGAAGGGGCCUGUGGAGGGACCUUACGUGGGACCGGCAGCUCCAUCUCCAGCCCCCACUUCCCUUCCGAGUACGAAAACAACGCUGACUGCACGUGGACCAUUCUCGCGGAGCCAGGGGACACCAUCGCUUUGGUCUUCACAGACUUCCAGCUGGAAGAAGGAUACGAUUUCUUAGAGAUCAGCGGGACAGAAGCACCAUCCAUAUGGCUGACUGGAAUGAACCUCCCCUCCCCUGUUAUCAGCAGCAAGAACUGGUUACGCCUCCAUUUCACCUCCGACAGCAACCAUCGACGCAAAGGAUUCAAUGCUCAGUUUCAAGUGAAAAAGGCAAUCGAGUUGAAGUCGAGAGGUGUCAAGAUGCUACCCAGCAAGGACGGCAGCCAUAAAAACUCUGUCUUGAGCCAAGGAGGCGUCGCGUUGGUCUCCGACAUGUGUCCAGAUCCCGGGAUUCCAGAAAAUGGUAGAAGAGCAGGCUCUGACUUCAGAACAUGUGGAUCAAACCUGCGUGGACCCAGUGGAGUCAUCACCUCCCCUAAUUACCCAGUUCAGUAUGAAGACAACGCCCACUGCGUGUGGGUCAUCACCACAACCGACCCAGACAAGGUCAUCAAGCUUGCCUUUGAAGAGUUUGAGCUGGAAAGAGGUUAUGACACCCUGACGGUCGGUGACGCUGGGAAAGUGGGGGACACCAGAUCGGUCUUGUACGUACUCACGGGCUCCAGCGUUCCUGACCUCAUUGUGAGCAUGAGCAACCAGAUGUGGUUACAUCUGCAGUCUGACGACAGCAUUGGCUCACCUGGGUUUAAAGCUGUGUACCAAGAAAUUGAAAAGGGAGGAUGUGGGGAUCCGGGCAUCCCCGCCUACGGGAAGCGGACGGGCAGCAGUUUUCUCCACGGGGACACGCUCACCUUUGAAUGCCAGGCGGCCUUCGAGUUGGUGGGGGAGAGAGUCAUCACCUGCCAGCAGAACAAUCAGUGGUCUGGCAACAAGCCCAGCUGCGUUUUUUCAUGUUUCUUCAACUUCACGGCUGCAUCCGGGAUUAUCCUGUCACCCAAUUACCCUGAGGAAUACGGUAACAACAUGAACUGCGUGUGGUUGAUCAUAUCCGAGCCAGGAAGUAGAAUCCACCUCAUCUUUAACGACUUUGAUGUGGAGCCUCAGUUUGACUUUCUUGCAGUCAAAGACGAUGGGAUUUCGGAUAUAACAGUCCUUGGGACCUUUUCUGGCAAUGAAGUGCCUUCCCAGCUAGCGAGCAGCGGGCACGUGGUGCGCCUGGAAUUUCAGUCCGACCACUCCACCACCGGCAGAGGGUUCAACAUCACUUACACCACAUUUGGUCAAAAUGAGUGCCACGAUCCUGGCAUCCCUAUAAAUGGACGGCGUUUUGGUGACAGGUUUCUAUUAGGGAGCUCGGUUUCUUUCCACUGUGACGAUGGCUUUGUCAAGACCCAGGGGUCCGAGUCUAUCACCUGCAUCCUCCAGGAUGGGAACGUGGUCUGGAGCUCCACGGUGCCCCGCUGCGAAGCCCCGUGCGGUGGACACCUGACAGCUUCCAGUGGCGUCAUCCUGCCUCCUGGGUGGCCGGGAUAUUAUAAAGAUUCUCUAAACUGUGAAUGGAUAAUUGAAGCAAAACCAGGACACUCUAUUAAAAUAACUUUUGAUAGGUUUCAGACGGAAGUCAACUACGACACUCUGGAGGUGCGAGAUGGGCCGGCCAGCUCGUCCCCGCUGAUCGGGGAGUACCACGGCACGCAGGCCCCCCAGUUCCUGAUCAGCACCGGGAACUUCAUGUACCUGCUCUUCACCACGGACAACAGCCGCUCCAGCGUGGGCUUCCUCAUCCACUACGAGAGUGUGACUCUGGAGUCCGACUCCUGCCUCGAUCCCGGCAUCCCUGUGAAUGGCCAUCGCCAUGGUAGCAACUUCGGCGUCAGGUCCACAGUGACAUUCAGCUGCGACCCAGGGUACACCCUGAGCGACAACGAGCCCCUUCUCUGUGAGCAAAACCAUCAGUGGAACCACGCCUUGCCCAGCUGCGACGCCCUGUGUGGAGGCUACAUCCACGGGAAGAGUGGAACAGUCCUUUCUCCUGGGUUUCCGGAUUUUUACCCAAACUCUCUAAACUGUACGUGGACCAUUGAAGUGUCUCAUGGAAAAGGAGUUCAGAUGAUCUUCCACACUUUCCACCUGGAGAGCUCCCAUGACUAUUUGCUGAUCACCGAGGACGGCAGCUUUUCCGAGCCGGUUGCCAGGCUCACGGGGUCGGUGCUGCCUCACACGAUCAAGGCGGGCUUGUUUGGGAACUUCACUGCCCAGCUUCGAUUUAUAUCGGACUUCUCCAUUUCCUACGAGGGCUUCAACAUCACGUUUUCAGAAUAUGACCUGGAGCCGUGUGAUGAUCCCGGAGUCCCUGCCUUCAGCCGAAGAAUCGGUUUCCACUUCGGUGUCGGAGACUCUCUGACGUUUUCCUGUUUCCCGGGGUAUCGCUUAGAAGGUGCAACCAAGCUUACCUGCCUGGGUGGGGGCCGCCGUGUGUGGAGCGCACCUCUGCCAAGGUGUGUGGCUGAAUGUGGAGCAAGUGUCAAAGGAAACGAAGGAACAUUACUGUCUCCAAAUUUUCCAUCAAAUUAUGAUAAUAACCACGAGUGCAUCUAUAGAAUAGAAACAGAGGCUGGCAAGGGGAUCCACCUCAGAGCGCGGAGCUUCCAGCUGUUCGAGGGAGAUAUUCUAAAGGUGUAUGAUGGGAAGGACAGCUCCUCACGUCCCCUGGGAGCCUUCACCAAAAAUGAACUGACGGGACUGACCCUGAACAGCACCUCCAACCACCUGUGGCUGGAAUUCAACACCGACGGAUCGGACACCGACUCAGGCUUUCAGCUCACCUACACUAGUUUUGAUCUAGUAAAAUGCGAGGACCCGGGCAUCCCCAGCUAUGGCUACAGGAUCCGCGACGAAGGCCACUUCACGGACACCGUCGUCCAGUACAGCUGCAACCCAGGGUACGCCAUGCACGGCAGCAGCACCCUGACCUGUCUGAGCGGAGACAGGAGAGUGUGGGACAAACCGCUGCCCUCCUGCGUAGCGGAAUGCGGCGGGCGUAUCCACGCUGCCACGUCAGGACGGAUACUGUCCCCUGGCUACCCAGCUCCUUAUGACAACAACCUCCACUGCACGUGGGUUAUAGAGGCAGACCCAGGAAAGACCAUUAGCCUGCACUUCAUCGUCUUUGACACGGAGAUGGCCCAUGACAUCCUCAAGGUGUGGGACGGGCCGGUGGACAGCGACAUCCUGCUGAAGGAGUGGAGCGGCUCCGCCCUGCCCGAGGACACGCACAGCACCUUCAACUCGCUCACCCUGCAGUUCGACAGCGACUUCUUCAUCAGCAAGUCCGGCUUCUCCAUCCAGUUCUCAACAUCCAUCGCAUCGACCUGCAAUGAUCCGGGCAUGCCUCAAAAUGGUACCCGCUAUGGAGACAGCCGGGAGGCUGGAGACACCGUCACCUUCCAGUGCGACCCUGGGUAUCAGCUCCAAGGACAAGCCAAAAUCACCUGUGUGCAACUGAAUAACCGGUUCUUCUGGCAACCAGACCCUCCUACGUGCAUAGCUGCUUGUGGCGGGAAUCUGACGGGCCCAGCGGGUGUUAUUUUAUCUCCCAACUACCCACAGCCAUAUCCUCCUGGGAAAGAAUGUGACUGGAAGAUAAAAGUCAACCCAGACUUUGUCAUCGCCUUGAUAUUCAAAAGUUUCAACAUGGAGCCCAGCUAUGACUUCCUGCACAUCUACGAGGGGGCGGAUUCCAACAGCCCCCUCAUUGGAAGCUUCCAGGGCUCCCAAGCCCCAGAGAGAAUAGAGAGUAGCGGAAACAGCCUUUUUCUCGCAUUUCGGAGCGAUGCUUCCGUGGGCCUGUCGGGGUUCGCCAUUGAGUUCAAAGAGAAGCCUCGGGAAGCGUGUUUUGACCCCGGAAAUAUAAUGAACGGGACGAGAGCGGGAACGGACUUCAAGCUCGGCUCGACCGUCACGUACCAGUGCGACUCUGGGUACAAGGUCGGCGACCCCUCGUCCAUCACGUGUGUGAUCGGAGCGGACGGGAAGCCCUCCUGGAACCACGCGCUGCCCUCCUGCCACGCUCCCUGUGGAGGCCAGUACACGGGGUCGGAGGGGGUAGUUUUAUCCCCAAACUACCCUCGUAAUUACACAGCUGGUGAAGUAUGCCUCUACUCCAUAACUGUGCCAAAGGAGUUCGUGGUGUUUGGACAGUUCGCCUAUUUCCAGACAGCGCUGAACGAUUUGGCAGAAUUAUUUGACGGGACGCAUGCCCAGGCCAGACUGCUCAGCUCCCUCUCCGGGUCUCAUUCAGGUGAGACAUUGCCUUUGGCUACGUCAAACCAGAUUCUGCUCCGAUUCAGCGCGAAGAGUGGUGCUUCUGCCCGGGGCUUCCACUUCGUGUACCAAGCUGUUCCUCGAACCAGUGAUACCCAGUGCAGUUCUGUGCCUGAGCCCAGAUACGGAAGGAGAAUCGGUUCCGAGUUUUCUGCAGGUUCGAUCGUCCGAUUUGAGUGCAACCCGGGGUACCUGCUUCAGGGUUCCACGGCGCUCCGCUGCCAGUCGGUGCCCAACGCUCUGGCGCAGUGGAACGACACGAUCCCCAGCUGCGUGGUCCCCUGUAGUGGCAAUUUCACCCAGCGGAGAGGUACCAUCCUGUCCCCUGGCUACCCUGAGCCCUACGGCAACAACCUGAACUGUGUAUGGAAGAUCAUAGUGACGGAGGGGUCGGGAAUUCAGGUAAGUCCUCCAGAUCCAAGUGAUCAGCUUUGCCACGGAGCAGAACUGGGACUCCCGGAGAUCCACGACGGCGGGGACGCGACGGCUCCCAGGCUGGGGAGUUUCUCAGGCACCACGGUGCCGGCGCUGCUGAACAGCACCUCCAACCAGCUCUACUUGCGCUUCCAGUCCGAUAUCAGCGUGGCGGCCGCUGGGUUUCACCUGGAAUACAAAACUGUGGGUCUUGCCGCGUGCCAGGAACCAGCCCUUCCCAGCAACGGCAUCAAAAUCGGAGACCGGUACAUGGUGAACGACGUGCUCUCCUUUCAGUGCGAGCCCGGAUACACCUUGCAGGGCCGUUCCCACAUCUCUUGCAUGCCGGGGACUGUUCGCCGUUGGAACUACCCGUCGCCCCUCUGCAUCGCGACCUGUGGCGGGACGCUGACCACCAUGGGGGGCGUGAUCCUGAGCCCUGGCUUUCCGGGUUCAUACCCCAACAACCUGGACUGCACCUGGACCGUCUCCCUGCCCAUCGGCUACGGUGCCCAUAUCCAGUUCCUGAAUUUCUCUACUGAAGCCAACCAUGACUACCUGGAGAUUCAGAACGGGCCUUACCACCACAGCCCCAUGAUCGGCCAGUUCAGCGGCUCGGACCUGCCCGCCGCUCUGCUCAGCACCACGCACGAGACGCUCAUCCGCUUUUACAGCGACCACUCGCAAAACCGGCAAGGGUUUAAACUUGCUUACCAAGCCUAUGAACUGCAGAACUGCCCAGACCCGCCCCCGUUUCAGAACGGGUACAUGAUCAACUCAGACUACAGCGUGGGGCAGUCCGUCUCCUUCCAGUGCUACCCUGGGUACGUUCUCAUCGGCCAGGCCGUCCUCACCUGCCAGCACGGCAUCAACAGGAACUGGAACCACCCUUUUCCCCGAUGUGAUGCCCCCUGCGGCUACAACGUGACAUCUCCGAACGGCACCAUCUACUCCCCCGGCUUUCCGGACGAGUACCCCAUCCUGAAGGACUGCGUCUGGCUCAUCUCCGUUCCGCCCGGGCACGGGGUCUACAUCAACUUCACCCUGCUGCAGACGGAGGCCGUCAACGAUUACAUUGCCGUGUGGGACGGCCCGGAUCAGAAUGCCCCGCAGCUGGGCGUUUUCAGCGGCAACACAGCCCUCGAGACGGCCUACAGCUCCACCAACCAGGUCCUGCUCAAGUUCCACAGCGACUUCUCAAACGGAGGCUUCUUUGUCCUCAAUUUUCACGCAUUUCAGCUCAAGAAAUGCCCGCCUCCUCCAGCGGUCCCCCAGGCAGAAAUGCUCACCGAGGACGACGACUUUGAAAUAGGAGACUCCGUGCAGUACCAGUGCCACCCGGGCUACACCUUGGUGGGGACGGGCACCCUGACCUGCAAGCUGAGCGCCCAGUUGCAGUUUGAGGGCUCUCCCCCGACGUGCGAAGCCCAGUGCCCGGCAAACGAAGUCCGGACAGAGUCGUCUGGAGUCAUCCUCAGCCCAGGGUACCCGGGCAACUAUUUCAACUCGCAGACGUGCUCCUGGAGCAUCAAGGUGGAACCGAACUAUAACAUCACCAUCUUCGUGGACACGUUUCAAAGUGAAAAGCAAUUCGAUGCCCUGGAAGUAUUCGAUGGUUCCUCUGGGCAAAGUCCUCUGCUAGUAGUCUUAAGUGGGAACCUCACUGAACAGUCUAAUUUUACAAGCAAGAGCAACGAGUUAUAUCUCCGCUGGUCCACCGAUCACGCAACCAGUAAAAAGGGGUUCAAGAUUCGUUAUGCGGCGCCCUACUGCAGCUUGGCCCCCACGCUGAAGGACGGUGGCAUCGUAAACAGGACCGCGGGGGUCGCUGGAAGCCAAGUGCAUUACUUUUGCAAGCCUGGGUACCGGCUGAUCGGCCACAGCAAGGCGAGCUGCAGACGGAACCCCCUGGGCACGUAUCAGUGGGAUUCCCUCCCGCCACUCUGCCAGGCUGUGUCCUGUGGAAUCCCAGAAUCCCCAGGAAACGGUUCCUUCACGGGUAACGAGUUCACUUUGGACAGUAAGGUGACCUAUGAAUGCAACGAGGGCUUUAAGCUAGAAGCCGGUCAGCAGGUGACGGCGGUGUGCCGGGAGGACGGACUCUGGAGCAACAAGGGGAAGCCGCCCGCCUGCAAAGCGGUCCCUUGCCCCAGCAUCGAAGCUCAGCUCUCGGAACACGUCAUCUGGAGGCUGGUUUCGGGAUCGCUGAAUGAGUAUGGAGCCCAGGUGUUGCUGAGCUGCAGCCCUGGCUACUAUUUGGAGGGCCGGAGGCUCGUUCAGUGCCAAGCUAACGGGACAUGGAGCGCAGGAGAGGAGAGGCCCAGCUGCAAAGCGGGCCACUGCGGGUCCCCAGACCCCAUCGUCAACGGGCACAUCAGUGGGGAUGGCUUCAGCUACAGGGACACGGUGGUGUACCAGUGCAAUCCCGGCUUCCGGCUGGUGGGCACGUCGGUGAGAAUAUGCCUGCAGGACCACAAGUGGUCUGGACAGACUCCCGUUUGUGUCCCCAUCACGUGCGGUCACCCUGGAAACCCCGCCCACGGGUUCACCAACGGCAGCGAGUUCAACCUGAACGACGUCGUGAACUUCACCUGCAACACGGGCUACCUGCUGCAGGGCGCCUCCCGCGCCCAGUGUCGGAGCAACGGCCAGUGGAGCAGCCCUUUGCCCACGUGUCGAGUGGUGAACUGCUCGGAUCCAGGCUUUGUGGAAAACGCCAUCCGUCACGGGCAGCAGACUCUCCCGGAGAGUUUUGAGUAUGGGAUGAGCGUCCUGUAUCAUUGCAAGAAGGGCUUUUACUUGCUGGGAUCUUCGGCCUUAACCUGUACGGCAAAUGGCUUAUGGGAUCGGUCUUUGCCCAAGUGUUUGGGUCUGCUCAACGGGUCGUGGUCGGGGCUGCAGCCUGCGUGUGAGGCCGUGUCCUGCGGCAACCCCGGGACCCCCACCAACGGCAUGAUCGUCAGCAGCGACGGCGUCCUGUUCUCGAGCUCCGUCAUCUACACCUGCUGGGAGGGCUACAGGACCUCAGGGCUCAUGACGCGGCAUUGCACGGCCAACGGGACCUGGACCGGCUCCGCUCCCGACUGCACGAUUAUCAGUUGUGGAGAUCCGGGCACCCUGGCAAACGGCAUCCAGUUUGGGACUGAUUUCACCUUCAACAAGACUGUGAGCUAUCGGUGUGACCCCGGCUACCUCAUGGAGCCGGCCGCGGCGGCCACUCUGCGUUGUACCAAAGACAGUACCUGGAACCACAGCAAACCCGUCUGCAAAGCGGUCCUGUGCGCUCAGCCUCCUCAAGUGCAGAACGGAAGAGUGGAGGGGACGGACUUCCGCUGGGGCGCCAGCGUGAGCUACAGCUGCGUGGACGGCUACCAGCUCUCCCACUCGGCCAUCCUGUCCUGCGAAGGCCGCGGAGUGUGGCGAGGGGAGGUCCCCCAGUGCCUGCCUGUGUUCUGCGGAGACCCCGGCACCCCCGCGGAGGGGCGGCUUAGCGGGAAAAGCUUCACCUACAAGUCUGAAGUCUUCUUCCAGUGCAAACCCCCGUUCAUACUUGUGGGGUCGUCGAGAAGGAUCUGCCAAGCGGACGGCUCGUGGAGUGGCGUACAACCCACCUGCAUCGAUCCUGCACAUAACACCUGCCCAGACCCUGGCACCCCGCACUUCGGAAUACAAAAUAGCUCUAGAGGAUACGAGGUUGGAAGCACGGUGUUUUUCAGGUGCAGAAAAGGGUACCAUAUCCAAGGUUCCACGACCCGAACUUGCCUUGCAAAUUUGACGUGGAGUGGGAUACAGACCGAGUGUAUACCUCAUGCCUGCAGGCAGCCGGAAACCCCAGCACACGCGGACGUGAGAGCCAUCGACCUUCCUACGUUUGGCUACACCUUAGUGUACACCUGCCACCCAGGCUUCUUCCUCGCAGGCGGGUCUGAGCACAGGACCUGUAAAGCAGACAUGAAGUGGACGGGGAAGUCGCCUGUUUGUAAAAGUAAAGGAGUGAGAGAAGUUAAUGAAACAGUUACUAAAACUCCAGUUCCUUCAGAUGUGUUCUUCGUCAACUCGGUGUGGAAGGGAUAUUACGAGUAUCUGGGGAAAAGACAGCCCGCCACCCUCACCGUUGACUGGUUCAACGCGACGAGCAGCAAGGUGAACGCCACCUUCACCGAAGCCUCCCCGGCGGAGCUGAAGUUGACAGGAGUUUACAAGAAGGAGGAGGCCCACUUACUCCUGAAAGCUUUUCAGAGUAAAGGCACAGUAGACAUCUUCGUGAGCAAGUUCGAGAACGACAACUGGGGGCUGGAUGGUUACGUAUCAUCUGGACUCGAAAGAGGAGGGUUUACUUUUCAAGGGGACAUACAUGGAAAAGACUUUGGAAAAUUCAAGCUGGAAAGGCAAGAUCCCUUAAACUCGGAUCAAGACUCUUCCAGUCAUUACCAGGGCACCAGCAGCGGCUCCGUGGCGGCGGCCAUCCUGGUUCCAUUCUUUGCUCUAAUUUUAUCAGGGUUUGCAUUUUACCUCUACAAACACAGAACAAGACCCAAAGUUCAAUACAACGGCUACGCCGGACACGAAAACAGCAACGGACAAGCUUCCUUCGAAAACCCCAUGUACGACACAAACUUAAAGCCCACGGAAGCCAAGGCCGUGAGGUUCGACACCACUCUGAACACGGUGUGCACGGUGGUAUAG
Molecule: messenger RNA, 10562 nt
Organism: Propithecus coquereli (Coquerel's sifaka)
Lineage: Eukaryota; Metazoa; Chordata; Mammalia; Primates; Indriidae
Gene: CSMD1
Product: CUB and Sushi multiple domains 1
Source: RefSeq, a predicted model, not a curated record